AUGACCCGACCAAGAGUUCCAGACGACAAGAGACAGAGGACUGCGCGUGCUUGCGACUCUUGCAAGCGCAGAAAGCAAAAAUUUCCGACUAUUGAAUGUCGCGAUAUGCAUGUCACCCCCAACAUGCGAUCAAAUCCCGAUGUGCGGCCAGUUCAUGCGCGAACUGGCGAAAACUGUCUGUUCUGGUUGCAGCAAACUGCUCCGAGCGAAGCGAAACUUAUGCGAUGCAAUGGCCUUCACCCGUGCAACACGUGUAUCAAGAGAAACUUGAUAUGCGACUACACAGACGGCCGCGGCCCUGCGAAGCUCAUGUCCGUCCAUGCAACAUCUCCGACAGGACUGAGCAAUGCCUCCGACUCCGUGGACACUAUCGCUGCGACUUCCAGCCGCGAGGCUACCCUCGAAACAUCUCCGAAGAAAGCGACCAAGAAAGCCAAAUCCGUGCGACAGGCCAAAAGACGAAGCCGGGGCAAGGCAAGCCGUUCUCCCAAUGCCCACGAGGUUUGCUCCGUCAGCGAGGAGGGCGAUGAGAGCUCCCGCCGAAGCACAGGGUCGGAAUCAGACGAGGAAGCUGAAAUAAUCGGCCAUAUCCGAAUGCUGCAAGACCCCAUGGAAAGGCUUCGUAAGUAA
Messenger RNA from Trichoderma gamsii, 630 nucleotides. RefSeq names its product fungal specific transcription factor domain-containing protein. Gene Ontology annotation, cellular component: nucleus. The transcript is spliced from 3 exons. Gene Ontology annotation, molecular function: zinc ion binding; RNA polymerase II cis-regulatory region sequence-specific DNA binding; DNA-binding transcription factor activity, RNA polymerase II-specific. NCBI's taxonomy places the organism in Eukaryota, Fungi, Ascomycota, Sordariomycetes, Hypocreales, Hypocreaceae. Gene Ontology annotation, biological process: positive regulation of transcription from RNA polymerase II promoter by galactose. The coding region runs from base 1 to 630 and encodes 209 amino acids. The record is from RefSeq and is a predicted model, not a curated record.